Messenger RNA from Durusdinium trenchii, 1443 nucleotides. The record is from the annotation of a GenBank genome assembly. NCBI's taxonomy places the organism in Eukaryota, Dinophyceae, Suessiales, Symbiodiniaceae.
CUGGAAUGCCUGGCCACCAUCAGCAAGCACAUUAAGUUGGGCAAGCCUGUUGAGCAGGCAGUUGCUGACACAUGCAUUGGGGAGCCACAAUGCAAGGAGUACAUUGACACCAUUGCAUAUUUUGCAAAGCUCUACACUGGAGGGGAGGAAAUGCCCAUGGCAGAUUUCUUGGUGGCAUUUAGCAAGCAAUAUGGUGAAAGUGCCUUGCUUGGAGAAGAGUUUAUGCGGAUGGUGACCCAUUAUGACUUCAGGCUGCAAGGCACUGUGCUUCCUUGCUUCAGGGUGGCCUUGGUAGCCACCCAGUUGAGUGCCAGCAAAGUUGUUGACAAGGUGAGCAAGCUACUUGUUAAGGGUGACUUUGAUCGCCUCAAGAACAAAUGCAGCAAUGCACUGAAGGAAGUUGAGCUGUUGCUCCAUGAUGGGUGGAAGAUUGUCCAGAAAGCAGGCCAUUUGGAAGAACGCAAGAAGCUUGGUGUUUUUGGCAGGUAUUGCAUCAGGCUUGUGCUAUUCCUAUGCCAGAAGCAAAAGGCUGGGAGGGAAUCCAAGCCUUGGAUGAAUAUGAAGGAAAUCACUGAUCAGUUUGCAGCUGAAAUGCUCUGCCCACCUGGGUCCAGCAGCAGCAGCAAAGAUGCUCCAGGGAAGGAAGCUCCUGCCAGCCAGGUGGAGUUUCAUGAUUUGCUCAGUGCCAAUGAGGCAGAAAUUGCCUUGCUCCAGCAUAAGCACUUGAAGGUGGGAGAGCAUUACCAGAAUGCCAAGUACCAUGGUGCCACCAUCUUCAAAUUGUUUGAGCAUGUGCCCCUUGUUGGCUCUGCCAAUGUGCAAGAAGUGCCUCUAGGCGAUGAUUUGAAGGAGUGGAGGCACACCAAGAAGCCCACGCCAGCUUUGCUACCUCCAGAGGUUGCAGAGAAACAUUUGGGCCACACAUCUACUGCCCUCCAAGACAGCAUCCUCUUGCAUCAAACACAGAUCUCUUUGCACAAGGCUUUUAUCACCAGCCCUGUGAAUGCAAAAGCUAUUGGCUUUGUGUCCAACCCACCUGGGGUUUGCUCCCUGAAGGCUUUUGCUGAAGGUGCUUUGGUGCUCAAGCCCUAUGGAACCCUGUGCCAAGCAAAAGACCAGGAGAAGGCAAAGUUCUUGGUUGGCAAUUUUGUCAUCAGCCCACCCAAGAUUGUCUCAGAAUUUGAAAAGCUUGAUGAGAAGAGUGUGCUCAUACCAUUUUGGUAUGUCAAAGCCACACAAGAUGAAGACCUUGUCACAAUGGAGCUUACAAAGAAGACUGUGCAAGGCAUUGAGCUGCCUGUGUAUGUGAACUGCAAAGCAGUACAGCCAGGUGACUUGUUGCUGUGUGCCCAUGAAAGCUUGCUCAAGAAGCAAGCAAAAUCUUCUUCAGUAAAGCGCCCAGCUGAUGGCAAGGCUGAUCCCAAGCCAAAGAAGAGGUCUUAG